Cavia porcellus (domestic guinea pig) is the source of this 3588-nucleotide messenger RNA. It is a transcript of the gene Slc60a1, whose product is annotated as major facilitator superfamily domain containing 4A. Gene Ontology annotation, biological process: transmembrane transport. The record is from RefSeq and is a predicted model, not a curated record. The coding region runs from base 107 to 1648 and encodes 513 amino acids. The transcript is spliced from 10 exons. NCBI's taxonomy places the organism in Eukaryota, Metazoa, Chordata, Mammalia, Rodentia, Caviidae.
CGCGAGCCGCCUGCCUCCCCGGCCCCGCCGGCCUCCGCGGGUGGCGCGGCACUGGGCACCCGGCUCGCUCCGAGCCAGCAGCCGAGCCCGCCAGCCCGCCGAGGCCAUGGGCUGCGACGGCCGCGUGUCCGAGCUGCUCCGCCGCCACCUGCAGCCCACGCUCACCUACUGGAGCGUCUUCUUCAGCUUCGGCCUGUGCAUCGCCUUUCUUGGGCCCACGCUGCUGGACCUGCGCUGCCAGACGCACAGCUCGCUGCCCCAGAUCUCCUGGGUCUUCUUCUCACAGCAGCUCUGCCUCCUACUGGGCAGCGCUCUCGGGGGCAUCUUCAAGAGGACCCUGGCGCAGUCGUUAUGGGCCCUCUUCACAUCCACACUGGCCAUCUCCCUGGUGUUUGCCGUCAUCCCCUUCUGCCAAGAUGUGAAGGUGCUGGCUUUGGUCAUGGCGCUGGCGGGGCUGGCCAUGGGCUGUAUUGACACAGUGGCCAACAUGCAGCUGGUGAGGAUCUACCAGAAGGACUCAGCCAUCUUCCUCCAGGUGCUCCAUUUCUUUGUGGGCUUUGGUGCUCUGCUGAGCCCCCUGAUCGCCGACCCCUUCCUGUCUGAGGCCAGCUGCUUUCCUGUCAACAGCACAGCUAAUGCCUCUUCUAGAAAUCACCUGUUCCACGCCGCCCGGGUCCUAGGCCAGCACCAUGUGGGAGUCCUGCCUCAGACCAACCAGACCCUCCCUGGAUCAGCCCCGAAGGGUGGGGCUGAGACCCACGUGUCUUAUGCCUUCUGGAUCAUGGCCCUCAUCAAUCUUCCAGUGCCCAUGGCUGUGCUGUUUCUGCUGUCCAAGGAACGGUUGCUGACCUGCUAUGCUCAGCGCAGGCCCCUCCUGCUGUCUGCAGAUGAGCUCGCCCUGGAGACCCGCCCUUCUGAGAAGGAAGACACCUCCCUGUCCUCAAAGUUCCAGCCACACUCAGGGCAUGAGGACCUCUUCAGCUGCUGCCAGAGGAAGAACUUCCAGGGAGCCCCUUGUACUUUCUUCACCAUCCACAUCACAGCUGCCCUGGUCCUGUUCAUGACGGAUGGGAUGACGGGGGCGUAUUCUGCCUUUGUGUACAGCUAUGCCGUGGAGAAGCCAUUGUCUGUUGGCCACAAGGUGGCCGGUUACCUCCCCAGCCUCUUCUGGGGCUUCAUCACGCUGGGCCGGCUCAUCUCCAUUCCUGUCUCCUCCAGAAUGAGGCCAGCCACCAUGGUCUUCAUCAAUCUGGUAGGCGUGGUGGUGACAUUCCUGGUGCUGCUUAUUUUUUCCUAUAAUGUCAUCUUCCUGUUCGUGGGGACAGCGAGCUUGGGCCUGUUUCUCAGCAGCACCUUCCCCAGCAUGCUGGCCUACACGGAGGACAUCCUGCAGUACAGAGGCUGUGCAACCACAGUGCUGGUGACAGGGGCAGGCAUUGGUGAGAUGGCCCUGCAGAUGCUGGUUGGUUUGAUAUUCCAGGCCCAGGGCAGCUAUAGUUUCCUGGUCUGUGGUGUGAUCUUUGGCUGCCUGGCUUUUACCUUCUAUGUCUUGCUCCUGUUUUCCCACAGGAUGCACCCUGGACUCCCAUCAGUUCCUACCCAAGACAAACCACUUGGAAUGGAGAACUCUGAGUGCUACCAGAGGUGAAAACGGCUGCGAGGACUCCAGCCUCCGAGCACCAACGCAACCACACUGCUGCAGGAAGCCAGAGCUCAUGGGGAGGCCUCUCUCACUGCCUUUGCUUGACUCUUCUCGACUCAUUCUCGGUUGGGUAGAAGACAUUAAAUUGAGUCUGGGUACCCGGGUCUUUCCCUGGCAAAUCAUUAGAUGCCUGCCUACCUGCUGAUUCCAACUGCCUUUGGCUCCCUGGUUUGGCUUUGGAAAAAGCUGUCCAGGAUACCGAGCUGGAAGGGCAAAAGGCAGCUGUGCAUGGACCACACCCUAGGUUUGAGAUCACUCUUAAUUGAAGUUUGAAAAAAUAAGUUGAAAUUACAAAGCUUAAUAAUGAUCAUUGCUAUAUGUAGAUAUAUUUCAAAUCAAUCAAAACAAACCCCAAGUUACUCCCUGGCAUGUUCAAAAAUCUAUGUGUUUUUUUUACUAAGAGUCCGGAAUCCCUCCCAUUCCCACUGUGGAGAUCCAGCAGCUCAUUCGUUUUGGAGGACAUCAAAACAAGAGGCUGGGCUGUCCUUUCUGAGACACCACUGCAGUGGUGUCCCUGGCUAGCUCAGGCCAGCUUAGAAAAGCUGACUGGUCAGUUUUCAUUUUGAGAACUGGUUGUCUAAUGCAGCCAUAAUUAAACUUAAUUAACUUAUAAUUAAAUUAUAUUAAAUAGCCAGAAUGUAAUUACUUCCUAAUUUCAUUAUAGUGACACCCUUGGAGUUGUGUGUGGCACCUAGGAGUGGCAUGCUGCUGGACCUCUGUUCCCAGGCCUCUUGAAAAGCAUGCUGGUAGCUUGAAACCCACUGUGGUGGGAGUACUGAUAUCACAGAAACUGGCAAGGGCUACAAAUCAUAUGCUGAUGGUCCUAGAAAUCAUCUAGAACGAGAUGGCUGCUCUGCUUUCUUGACUGACACAGAGUAGCAUAUAAAAGGUAUAACCAGUACUAAGAAUUUCCAAAAUUACCUGCUUCAAGUUUUACAUCUUUUAUAGGGGCAAAAUAUUUUUAUCGCGUCAAGGUCUGAGACUAUUCAACAAUUCAAGGUAUACCCUAUACCAGAAGUAGCCAGGACUUUCAGCUCCCAUGUAGUGAUGAGGGUGGUUACGGAAGGCAGAUGCCCCAGCUCAGACAGGACUAGAGGGCUGAGGCUUAGGAAGCAGGGGAGUGACUUGGAGCCAUAGACAGCAGUUACAGUAAUUGGGUGACCUGCACUUUAUGUAUAUACCAGUGUACAUGUAUGCAUCAAAACCUGAGAUCGUGGUUCCUAUCAACCUCGCCUGAUACCAAAAUGUUUUUCCUGGAUCUGUGUUAAACUAGCCCUUGCUGACCACACCACCAGACCGUUGCGAGGAUAAUCUGGCUCAGGAGGCUGGCUCUGGGCAGUUUGGUUUGGCUCUGGGCAGAUCUGUGAGGCUCCCAACCUCACUUUUGUUUUUUCAACCAGUAAAGUAAUAUUUCUAAAAGCACCCUACCUCACAGGAAUUGUAAGAGAAUUAAGUGAAUUUGUAUAAACUACUUACUAUAUUCCUGACCUAGAAAUUAAUUAGUAAACUUUAGUAACUUUUAUUUUUAAAACCUCCUCAGAAGUUUAGAAAUUGUUCAUAUGUUUGAUACAUAUUUAUUAUAUGUAAACAGAUCCAACCUGUUAGGAAAGCUGGUUAGUGACCUAGGGGUAUAGAUUUAACUAUAUAAAUACUUUUAAAAAUAUUAAAUGCUAAUCAAAUUUUAAAAUGCAAUCUAAUGGUAGCAACUGGCCUGGGCGUAGAGAAAGCAGUUGUAUUCAACUUGCAGUUUUUCAAGAAAAUACCCUUUUUAUACAGAUUUAGAAAGAAAAUCAAUGGUAUAUCUAAGUUGAUCAUAAUUUGUUAAUACAGAAAAUACCAAAACAAAUCUAAGAGUACCUUUCCUAAAAUAAAGUAUUUUACAUCUA